AUGUGUACAGAAGAGUCAACUGGAAAUACUCUUGAAGAACUUCAUCGAUUUUUUGAAGAUGAUCCAGAUGAUUAUCAUUUGGAAGCAGAAGCUGAAAGUCGACUUAAAGCUCUUUAUUCAUAUCUUGUUAAUGCAACAUCAAGAACAAUGUUGCAAAUUGGUUUAAAUGGUUUAUUAACAUAUGUUAAAGCAUCUCAAAGAAGUGCUAUUAUUGACGAAUUAUUGUUAUCAAAAGAUUAUAUUUCAGAAAUUAUUACGAUUGCUGCUGAUCAUUUUACUACAGCACCAUUACUAUCAGCAACAUGUCUUUAUGAAUGCAUGUUAAAUUAUCCAAAAAAAUUUUCAUCAUUUCUUAUUAAUAAAUUUCGUCCAGUAUUACCUCGUAUUAUCUAUAAAAAAAUGUCUGGCCCAAGUGAAAUUUCUUGCAAAUGUAUUGCUCAUUUAUCUGUACUUGGAAUACCAUCAAGUUCAAAACAAGCAAAAUCAUGGAAAAAUGAAUAUGAUCGUUAUCUUAAAAUAUCUUCACUUCUCAUCGAUCAACUUUAUUCCGGAAUAAAUGAUUCUCUUUGUCCAGAAAUAACUGAUAUUGAAACAGCAUUAAUAGCAGAAAUUGGAGACGUUAUUUCAUCAACUGAUUAUGCGGCUAUUUUUUGUAAUUGUUGUAAUAUAUUAAGAAAUCUAUUCUACGUGCAAUUGGAGUCUCCAGUAACAGUACCAUGUGAACGAACAUUUAAAUUAAUAUCAAAAGUUUUGUCGAUUAAUAAUCAACAAUUUAAUAUACUUCAUCGUAAACAACCUUUACCAACAUUGAUUGGCUCUUGCGUUCAAUUAUGUGAUACACUUGUUACUUUGAAUCCAUCAUCAUUUAUGUUUAAUAUUCGAUCAAUAUUUUCAUUAAUUAUUUCAUUACUUGAUCUUGUACGACCACAAGCUGAAUAUUUAACAUUAUCAAUUAGUAUUUAUCAGUUAUUAACAAAUUUAUUUGCUUUAUUUCAACGACAAGUUAGAAUUGAUGUUGAUAUAUUACAAAAACUCAUUCGAUGGAUUAUAAAUGAUUCAACAAUACGUAUGCGAUCAAGAAUACCAGUUGCAUAUUUAUCAAAACCAGAUCAUAAUCUAUCACGAGUUGUAAUUAAUUGUACUCAACAAUUACUUAAUGUCUAUUCGGAUCAUAUGCCGAAAGAUCAAUAUAUUCUCAUUCAAAAUCAUUUUAUACAAACAUUGAUGGCGUGUCAAGCCACGAAUGGUAAUAUUAAUAAACCAUAUGACGAUGAAAUAUGUCGUAUUGGUUUAUAUAAUAUUCUUGAAUGUUUAUUAAUUAAUGAAAGAGCUGAUUGCUCAACAAUUAUUGCUAUUAGUAAAGAUGUUAUUGAUAAUGCAGCUAUAGUAGAUUCAUCUGUUAAAGUUAAAAUGGCAGUACGAAAAUUAAAACUUAUAUGGCAACAAGUACAUGAUUCGUCCAGUCAUUUAUAUCAACCAUGGUCAUUUUUAAAUAUUGAUCAACCACGAAAAGCUGUUUCGAAUAAUGUCAAUACUUCAAUGACGACAAAUGAUCUUCGUAAUGUAUUUGCUCCUUCAUCCAUGCCAAUGAUUAGUAAUGUUCAAUCAUCAUCAUCAAUAUCAAUGAUGCAUACAGAACAAUUACCUUUAAUCAAUCAACAAUCACUUUCAAAACCAUCAGUCUAUCAAACACCUAGAGAAAUAACAACAGCAAAUGCAUUUUUACAAGCACCAUCAUCACCACUACAACAACCAUCUACAUCAAUGCAAUUUUCGUCUCUUGAUUUAUUACCUAAAACACCACAAUCAAAUCUCAAUGCGAUUACACAACCUAUUAUAGAAGGAAAUAAAGAAGAAUAUAAUCCAGUUCCUGAACAACAACGUAAACGAAUUAAAUUAGAUGAUACACGACCAGUUGAAGUAGACGAUGAAGAUGAAGAUGGAGCUGAACAAAUUUUUGCUAAUGAAAGCGAUGAAGAUGAAAAUGAGAAUGACCAUAUAGAUGAUUAUGAUGACGAAGAUAUUGCAGAUGAAAGUGAAGAAAUGGAUGAAAGUGAUGAAGUUGAUGAUGAUGAAGGUAAUGUUGAUGAAGAAGGUGAAUCAGAUAUCAAUUCAGAAGAUGAUGAAAACUUUUUACAUACAAAUGGUAUUAAAAAAACUAAUCAACACUUAGGUAUUCAUCAAUCAAAUGUUGAUUUACUUGGUAUCGAUGGUCCACCAUCUGAUGCCUAUCUUCAAACAAUGAAUGAUAAUCUUCAUAAAAAAUUUCGUCGUCAAAAUCAUCAUGAACAACCAUAUUCACCAUUACAACAUCCAUCAUCAACAGAUUUUUCACAUAUUAAUCAAAUGUAUCAUUCUGGCCAGUUAAAUGGUGAUCAUAAAAAUAAUAUUAAUAAACCAGCAAAUGGAAAUGGUCAAAUAUUAUCAACAAGUGGUGCUAACGCUGAUGGUGACGAUGAUGAUGAUGAUGAUGAUAUUGUAUUAGUUAGUGAUGAUGAUAGUGGAGAAAGAAAAACAGAAAUAAAAAUAACUCAUGUGCCUUCUUCAGAACCAACAAUGUAUGUAUCUGAUAUACCAGCAGCAUAUGUUCAAACAGUUACAAUAAAAUCAACAAAAACAACAACAACAACAUUAAUAACGAAUGAUGCUGUAUCUGCUAAAGAUUUAUUAGAAGAUAUUGAUAGGGAAACAAUGGAAUCACUUCGUGAUGCUGUUAAUCUUGUUAGUGAUGAUUAUACAAUAUCAAAUAAUGAACAGAAUUAA
This is a messenger RNA of Adineta steineri, 2763 nucleotides long. NCBI's taxonomy places the organism in Eukaryota, Metazoa, Rotifera, Eurotatoria, Adinetida, Adinetidae. The record is from the annotation of a GenBank genome assembly.